UGAGCCUCUCCUCCUCCACCACCUCCUCCUCCUCCACCCCUCCUCUCCCUUCUCCCCUCCGUCUCGUCGACCCCGUGGGCUCCCACUCCUCUGCCGUCCCUCCAAGCCUCCAGUGAUUCUCACCGCCAUGAAGACUGUCCUGGCUCUUCUGCUGCUGGUGACCCUGGCCUGCCACAGUGCUCUCUCUUGUUCCGUCUGCCAAGGCCACGCCCUCAAGUGUCACACGUGCGUUGCGUCCAAUGACGAUGACUGCAACAAACAAGGCUCCACCUCCUGCCCCCAGUAUGCUGAUGCCUGCUCCACCAUCACAGGGCCCAACACGGUGAUGAAGUCAUGUUCCUACAAGGCGUUCUGCGAGAAGGGCCACAACGCCAACUCCGGAUCCAAGAUGGAGUGCUGUUUCAGCGAGGACUGCAACGGGCCCCACAAGAGCCACAGCCAUGGGGAGCACCACAACGCCGCUGGUGCCCUGGGCUCCAGCCCCGCCCUGCUCCUGGGGGCUCUCGUGCUGCGUCUGGCCCUCAACAGGGUGUAGCCCCUCCCCUACACCACCGUGUCUGUCUGCCCUCCUCUCUGCUCCCUUCUUAUGCGUCAUUAAGUCAUUGUUUCACUUCUCCACCCAACUAUUCUUCCUGUGUCUUUAUCCGUCUGUCCAUCCAUCCAUCAAUGUAUCCAUCCAUCCUUUCAUCCAUCUAUCCCUCCGUUCAUUAAUUUAUACAGUCCUUCCGUCCAGUGUGUCUAAACUUGUGAGAGAGGGUUUGGCGAACGACCCUUCGUGACGUGGUGAAGUGAGGAAUACGUUUUUUAGGUACAUGUCCAUUUGGUUGGGGUACGGGGGUUCAAGGGGGAUUCGAGUAAAAAAGCCUUGUGAAAGCAGGGGGUCAACAUGUCAACAUGUGAGUGAGUAGGGGUGGGGGGAGGGGGGGGGGCGAUAGGGGUGGAAGGAAAAAACUGUCUGGGAGAAUACAUAUUUCUUUCCUCAUUAAUGCAGUCAUUCGUGAUUUGUACGGGGGGUUCUGUGUAAAGGUUAUCCUGGUCGGUCUAUGGCUGGUGUGCACCAUCCUGUCUGAGCCUUCUCUGGGUCCCUGGCAGGGCUCCAGUCACUGCCAGACCACUGAUCUCCACAGCCCCUCCCCCUGGCUGACUGCUAGCUGACAUGUACGCACCACCGUGUUUGAUGUUAUCAGAGUGAGGCUGCUGUGGUCUCAGUAGACUUCAGGGUGCAUGAGGCUGGGUUAGUGCUGAGCUUGCUCUAGUUGGAGAAUCCAUCCCUUAGCAACAGAAGAAUGCUCGCCAGCUAGAUCUGACUGGUUAAGAGACUCCAAACAUCCCAGAGAGAAAGUAUUACUUGCUAACCUUUUAGCAUGUCACGUGCUAUCAUGCAGAUGUUUUUGCAUGUAUGCUUAUGUUUGAAUAAAUUAGCAAUUGCACCCUUAA
Osmerus eperlanus (European smelt) is the source of this 1437-nucleotide messenger RNA. Its product is annotated as lymphocyte antigen 6D. Bases 128 to 535 code for a protein of 135 amino acids. NCBI's taxonomy places the organism in Eukaryota, Metazoa, Chordata, Actinopteri, Osmeriformes, Osmeridae. The record is from RefSeq and is a predicted model, not a curated record. The transcript has 3 exons.